CAACUUUUGACUGAAGAAUAACAAUAAAAAGUGCUUAAUUUAGAUUGUUGUAAUCAUUAUCAAAAUUUUUCCUCCACUUUCCCCCCUUUCUUCUCAGUGUAUUUGCAUGCUUAAAUUUCUCCCAUCUAAGCAAAACAAAAUUCCUAAGCAUAUACAUGGUCCUCUUGUUCCAACCUCACUGAACUUAAAAAAAAACUUUAUAUAAAAUAUGUUCGUUAUCCUCUCUUAAAACCACUAUAAUCUGGCCUCUCCCUAUCCCACCCUCAAACCAUCAGUGACUUCUUUUCAGUCCUUACCUUACCUAAACUUUUUCAGCCUUUGAUUAUAUGGGAGCUACUUCAUUUUUGAAAUUCUCUUCCUAUGGCUUCCACCAUCUCUCCCAAUUAGUUUUCCUCCAUUUCUCUCCCUGUUCUUUUUAUGUUUUUUCUCAGCUCUAGAACUUUUUCACCUGUGUCUUAUGUGAUUUUGUAGCUAUUAGAAAAGGAGGAAAAACAUACAUAUUUUAUAAACAUAGUUUUACAGGUGACUUAAGAAGUAUGCCUUGUGAGGUAAGAAAUUACCAUUGAAACAAUAGCCAUAUAUAAUUAUUGGUAGAAAGAUUUUCUACCCUGCUCUAACUUGGAAUAUGUUUUUAUCCUAGAUCAGAUGUUACCAACAUUCUUUUUUGUUGUUGUUUUUUUUGGCCGCAACAUACGGCUUGGGGAAAUCUUAGUUCCUCACCAAGGAUUGAACCCAGGACCCAGCAGUGAAAGCAGAGUCUUAACCACUGGACUACUAGGGAAUUAACCUCAACAGUCUUAAGACAAUUCAGACUACUUCUCCAGCGUCUAGCUUUCACUUGGUCUUGAAACUCCUCCUCUAGAACACAGCUACCAUGUAAGAAGUCUAGCUACCCUGAGACUGCCAUGCUAUGAAGAAGUAUUAAGCCAGUCACAUGGAUAGAGUGCAUCAAGAGGGAGAGAGAGCCCUGUCUGUUCUAGCUGUCCAUCCUGUCUGAAGGAGAUGUGAGUGAGGAAAUCGUACUGGACCUCUCACCCAGGUUAUUUAGGCCUUCAGUUCUAAGAGCAGAUAGAAGUGGCUAUGGAUAAUUCAUAUGAUUUCAAUCAAAAAGGCUCAUGUAAUGGAAUUCCAUCUGAGAAGAAAAACAACUUCCUUGUAUCAGAAGAUCAUGGACAGAAAAUCUUAAGUAUACUACAGAAUUUUCGAGAACAAAAUAUCUUUUAUGAUUUCAAAAUAAUCAUGAAAGAUGAAAUAAUCCCAUGUCAUCGUUGUGUGUUAGCAGCGUGCAGUGACUUUUUCAGGGCUAUGUUUGAAGUAAACAUGAAAGAAAGAGAUGGUGGAAGUGUUACCAUUACUAAUUUGUCCUCCAAAGCAAUAAAAGCAUUUCUUGAUUAUGCCUAUACUGGAAAAACAAAGAUAACAGAUGAUAAUGUGGAAAUGUUCUUCCAGUUGUCAUCAUUUCUUCAAGUUUCCUUCCUAUCCAAAGCUUGCAGUGACUUUUUAAUAAAAAGUAUUAAUCUUGUCAAUUGUUUACAGUUAUUAUCUAUAUCAGAUAGCUAUGGUUCUGCCCGUUUGUUUGACCAUGCUUUAUACUUUGUUCAACAUCACUUUUCUUUAUUAUUUAAAUCCAGUGAUUUCUUAGAGAUGAAUUUUGGAGUACUGCAAAAGUGUCUGGAAUCAGAUGAAUUAAAUGUUCCUGAAGAAGAAACUGUACUGAAAGUUGUCCUUAGUUGGACUAAACAUAACUUAGAAUCAAGGCAAAAACAUCUGCCUUAUUUGAUUAAAAAAGUAAGAUUAUGUCAGUUAUCUGAGGAGACACUUCAAGAUUGUCUACUCAAUGAAGAGUGUUUACUCAAAAGCACAAACUGUUUUGACAUAAUCAUGGAUGCAAUUAAGUGUGUGCAAGGUUCUGGUGGACUUUUCCCUGAUGCUCGACCAUCCACAACUGAAAAAUACAUAUUUGUUCACAAAACUGAGGAAAAUGGAGAAGCUCAGUAUACGUUUUGCUAUAAUAUUAAAAGUGAUUCAUGGAAGAUACUGCCACAGUCACACCUGAUUGAUUUGCCCGGAUCUAGUCUAUCUAGUUACGGGGAGAAAAUAUUCUUGACAGGUGGUUGCAAAGGGCCAUGUUGUAGAACAGUUCGGCUUCAUAUUGCAGAAUCAUAUCAUGAUGCCACUGAUCAAACCUGGUGCUACUGUCCAGUCAAAAAUGAUUUUUUCCUGGUAUCAACUAUGAAAACACCAAGAACCAUGCAUACAUCAGUUAUGGCUCUCAAUAAAUUGUUUGUCAUAGGUGGAAAAACUAGAGGAUCUCAGGACAUUAAAAGUCUCUUAGAUGUUGAAUCUUACAAUCCUCUUUCCAAAGAAUGGGUGUCUGUUAGCCCAUUACCCAGGGGCAUAUACUAUCCUGAAGCAAGUGCAUGCCAAAAUGUAAUUUAUGUUCUUGGAUCAGAGGUAGAAAUUACAGAUGCUUUUAACCCAUCACUUGAUUGCUUUUUCAACUACAAUGCUACAACUGAUCAGUGGUCUGAACUAGUAGCAGAGUUUGGGCAGUUUUUUCAUGCAACGUUAAUUAAAGCUGUCCCAGUAAACUGCACACUCUAUAUAUGUGACCUUUCCACUUACAAGGUUUAUAGUUUUUGUCCAGAUACUUGUGUUUGGAAAGGUGAAGGAUCUUUUGAAUGUGCAGGCUUCAAUGCAGGUGCAGUUGGAAUUGAAGAUAAAAUUUAUAUAUUAGGUGGUGAUUAUGCACCAGAUGAAAUCACAGAUGAAGUUCAGGUCUACCACAGCAGCAGGUCUGAGUGGGAAGAAGUUUCACCAAUGCCAAGAGCCUUAACUGAAUUUUACUGCCAAGUGAUUCAGUUUAAUAAAUACAGAGACCCAUGGUUUUCUAAUCAUUUCUAAAAGUAGUGUAUGAUUAGACCUUCUAAAGCAAUUGCAAUUCUAGAAGCCUGCAGUAAAUUUAUUAACUUUAAUUAUUGGUAAAAAGGUCUUUACAGCUUAGUAAGAUAAAACACACCUUCUAUAAGAGAAUUACUGUGAAUGUAUACCAUAUUAGAGAAAUACUAUGAAUGUAUACUAUAUAUUAAUUAGCAGUUCCCAGAAACUUUAAAAUACACAAUACAUUUUACCAAAAACUGUAAUUUAAUCUUGGAGAAUCUAGGAUAUUAGUAUUUUCAUAUGUAAGUAAAACUCAGGCUUUGAUGUUUUGAUUCUUAAAGUACUUUAUCCAUGACAGACAGACAGACAAAUCACACUUCACAGAACUGUACAAUGUUAAUGGGAGAAAUCUCUUUAGAUAGUAAAAAUGACAUUUAUACUAUAUUAUAUGAAGUGUAAAAUAUAUUAGAGGUGAGAAUCCUAUCUUGUUACUACAGGUAUAAGAGUAGUUGAAUUCCUAUUUUUUCUGAACAUUGGUUAGCUAUUUUUAAGCCCUUUCUUUUCUUUCACUAUUUUUGAGUCAGAAAAUUUUCUGAAAUGAAGUGUAUUUCCCCAGCCUUCUAAAACUGUACACUAAACAUGUUUUAAUUUUUUGAUUCAACUCUUCAGCAAGAGUAUAGUGUACUGUAAUGCUGUUGGCAGUUACUGAAAUGUCUUAAAAUUUGCAUAUUCUAUAAGUUUUCAGUGUUAGUUGGUCUCAGUUUUUGCAGGUAUUUUAUUUUCUGGCUCAAGCUCAGUAAAUUAACUUUCUUGAUUUAUUUAGUCAGUUCAAGUUAUACCUGACCUGAUUUUAUCUUGACAUGUAACCCUUUUAGUGAUGUUCUUGGAUUCUGGGAUGGUGGUCUUAAAAUACUUUUCCAUAUCAUUGCCGGAUUCCAAUGUAAGCGAGGACAUAGGAAAUCUGACCUCUAGAUAAGUGGACCACUAUUGCUGGCAUUUCUUAAACUUUUGCAUGUACACAUUUGAGUUGCAGUAAGAAAUUUAAACGUUUCAGUUAGCACCGUGUCAGUUUUCUGUGAUGAUGUAUACCCUCUGUAAAGUGCUGUAUAUGUUUUCUUCAGCAAAUUAUUCAUAGUGAAUUAUUUACUAAUUUGAAAAUGUGACUGGGCUUUUGGUAUUCAUAGUAGAUAUGUGAAACUUGUAACUUAUUAGAUGUUUAAUCAUCUCUAACCCAAACAAUGAAAGAGAAUCAUUCUUGUUCUCAGCUAAGAUGAUUCUGCCUUGUAAGAGGAUAUGUUUCUUUAAUCAGUUUUAACGAUACAGGUAUUUUAGGUUUUAGGACCUGAUUUAUAUCUCAGGUAAUGUGUAGAUUAUAUUUCUCUGGAAUCAAAUGAAGUUUCCCAUACACUGUAGUAAAUGUUAAUCUGUUGUAAAUAUUCUUUAGAAGUGGAAAUGUACCUAAAUGAAGGUCCUUUUAUUUUACCAUAUAAAUUUAUGCAAUCAUAAGUUUCAAAUAUAUUUUUCAAAAUGAAACAGAAUGUUAGACUAAAUUAUCAUGCAAUUCCAAAAUCAGGGAUGGUCCAUAAUCAGACGAUAGUUGCAUAAAAAUUCUGUAGAAUUGGUAGCUUCCUCCCUACCUACCUUUGUUGGUUCUGCCCUUCUCUCUCUCUCUCUCUCUCUGUGGUUGUGUGUCUGUGUUGGGUGCGUAAGAAAGAAAGAAAAUUCAGUGGACGCUUUGUGUGUUAAUGUGGCACUUUGAAAAGUUAUUUGAGAAAGACCAUAACACAGUGGGUGACUAAAUUGUUAAUUUAAGCAUAUAUAAACAAAUAUUUCAAGAAAGGAGCAACUAAAGCAAAAUAGAAUCCCUUCCUGAUGUUGUUUCAUUAUUAUAUCUUGAUUUCUACCAUUCCUUUCAAUGGCCAUUGAUUUUUUAAAUUUUAUUUUUACUUGGAGGAUAAUUACGAUGUGGUGAUGGUUUCUGCCCCACAUCAAC
Odocoileus virginianus texanus is the source of this 4873-nucleotide messenger RNA. The record is from RefSeq and is a predicted model, not a curated record. Lineage: Eukaryota; Metazoa; Chordata; Mammalia; Artiodactyla; Cervidae.